This is a messenger RNA of Lates calcarifer (barramundi perch), 4214 nucleotides long. Its product is annotated as neuronal migration protein doublecortin. Lineage: Eukaryota; Metazoa; Chordata; Actinopteri; Centropomidae. The coding region runs from base 236 to 1288 and encodes 350 amino acids. The record is from RefSeq and is a predicted model, not a curated record. Gene Ontology annotation, biological process: axoneme assembly; retina development in camera-type eye; intracellular signal transduction. Gene Ontology annotation, cellular component: axoneme. The transcript is spliced from 7 exons.
AGGACCCAGUAGCUCCUCCAGCGAGGCAGGCAGCGGCUCCGGCUCUCUCAGACUGAAGCAGACAAAGGCGAAGGGAGAGACGGCGUGCUUCUAUCCUGCAGCAUCGACUCACUCACUCGCAUCCACUCCCCACACACACACACACUCCCUUCACUCCGCAAGCAGCGACGCAGACUCUUCGGAGCUGGUCUCCACCACCACACAUUUGUCACAACCAUCACAACUUUCAGUCAUCAUGGAGCUAGACUUUGGACAUUUUGACGAGCGAGACAAGGCAUCCCGUACCCCGCGGGGCGGGCGCAUGAAUGGACUCCCCAGCCCUACCCACAGCGCCCACUGCAGCUUCUAUCGUACACGCACUCUCCAGGCCCUCACCAAUGAGAAGAAAGCCAAAAAGGUGCGCUUCUACCGCAACGGAGACCGAUACUUCAAGGGCAUCGUGUAUGCUGUGGCCAAUGACCGAUUUCGCACCUUCGACUCCCUCCUGGCUGACCUCACGCGCUCGCUCUCCGACCACAUCAACUUGCCCCAGGGUGUCCGCUUCAUCUUUACUAUUGAUGGCUCACGUAAGAUCACAACCUUGGAUGAGCUAGAGGAAGGGGAAAGCUAUGUUUGUGCAUCAGAGAACUUCUACAAGAAGGUUGACUACACAAAGAACGUCAACCCCAACUGGUCUGUGAAUGUAAAGGCCUCAGCGAGCCAGAAGAACAUGCAGUCCUUAGCUGCCAAGGCUGCAAGUGAGCCUAGAGAGACCAAGGACUUUAUCCGACCCAAACUUGUGACAGUGAUGCGCAGUGGUGUGAAGCCACGCAAAGCCGUGCGCGUCCUGCUCAACAAGAAAACGGCGCACUCCUUCGAGCAGGUCCUCACCGACAUUACAGAGGCCAUUAAACUUGAAAGUGGCGUGGUCAAGAGGAUCUACACACUUGACGGCAAGCAGGUUACCUGCCUUCAAGAUUUCUUUGGUGAUGAUGAUGUCUUCAUUGCAUGUGGACCAGAGAAAUUCCGCUACGCCCAGGAUGAUUUCUCUCUGGAUGAGAACGAAUGCAGGGUGAUGAAGGGACCCAAAGCUCAGCGUGGUUCAGCAAAGAGUCCUGGUCCAAUCAAGCGUAGCAAGUCUCCUGCUGAAUCGACCAACGGGACGGGCUCCAGCAGCCAGCUCUCCACCCCGAUUUCCAAGCAUUCCCCCACCUCCACCCCCACCAGUCCAGGCCUCAACAACAAGCAGAAGGAUCUCUACCUGCCCUUAUCUCUGGAUGAUGACGAUUCUCUCGGCGAAUCAAUGUAGACUCUCCUCCUGCAGCCUGCCUCCUUUUUUUGGCCUGAAACACAGAAGUUUUUAUACCUCUGCUGCUUUCCACCUUCACUCACAGUGCCACCUGUUGUCUAGGAGAAACCACUCUUUGUCUCUUUUUAAGGCCUUAGCCGCCAGGGCUAUGACACCAUUUGCUGCUUGAGAAUAACACAAACCUUUUUUUAAAAUCUGUUUCGAUCACUUUGUAAUAAUAAAGCUCACUAAUGUUCAGACUUGUUUCUAUGUGGAGGUUGGCCACUAUUUCUCAAAAAGGGUAUACAGUUCACUGACCCACAGAUUUCACGGUGUAAAAAUUUCACUUUGGUCUCAGACAUUACGUUGAAGGAUGCACUCCGACUUAAAUGUUUCAGUCGCAGAAUUCCAAGCAGCAAAUGGAUAUUUUUAGGGGUGUUAGUCAGAACUGACUCAACUUUUGUAUCACUUGUAUCCGUGACGUUCCUCCAUGUCCCUCUGUUCCCCUGCCCCACAGUUAAUGGUGUGAAAGGUAAUGGUUCCUUGUCAGAGGAAGUCUGCUAAGCCAGAGAAAGUCUUUCUAACCUGCUGUAAAUACUGUGUAUAGCUAUCCAUCAUAACAUCUCUGCCCAAUGUUCAUUGCUGUGCUUCCAUAACGUCACUACAAUAUCUGUCAAACAUUUGCUCAACAUAAAUAACAGGGUCUGGUCAAAGUAAAAGAAGCAACCAAAAUGAAGUCCUACCACAGAGGGUUGCGGAUGUGUGGGAUGCACCUCCUGACUGAUUAUUGGUCAGAAGCCCACGCCUCCACGAUGAGAAUUCAUGUUCUCAACUGAAUUUGCAUGAGAAAUUACAAAACCAUAAUUGUUUGAGACUAUUUCAAUCUCAAACAUGGAGGCUUCAAAAUCCAUAUUGUUGGCAAUAAUUGGCAUUCAUCUUGUCCAAUCAGAGACAAGGCGAAGAAAAAGCAUCUCACAUAGCCCUCAGGGGAAAUCUUUAUGUUGGUGAUUCCUUUAUUUUGACCUUCUACAUAGACAGUAGGCUAUACAUGGUAUAUACCCUCUGUGUUUUAGAUACUCACAAACUGCAGUGCAUGAUAAUGGUGAAUGAUAAUGAAACUUUGGGCAUGUAAAAAGCUGAUUUGAAGGACCUAAUGGUACAUAAAACAACCAAAGGAAAAACAAUUAGGCCCUUUUUUAAGGAAAAAAAAAACAGUAUACAGUUUUACUGACCCAGUUUAAAUAAUUCCCUUUUAUGCCAACUUAUCACUACUUCACCACAAGCAGUGGUGAUGUUUUAUAGUACAAUGUGUGAAAUUCAAAGAUAAAUAAAGGUGUCAAAGCCAAAGUAUGAUUUUUAGACGAAGAAUUAUAGAAAAGGGAAAAUAUGUAAUUUUAUCAGUUGUAAAAUUCUUUAAAUACUCUGGAGGAAGCACACCUGGAGAUUUAUGCAUGUUACUUUUAACGCAUCAAAAAUAACGUCAAGAUGAAAUCAUGCUCAUCUGAGGCAAUUAGUGUUGUCAGGGCGCUAAACUUUAGUGGGAUUUCUCCUAUUUUGCAUGGCUCAGCGUAGUUCUCAGAUACAGGGGAGAUGAAAACGUAACGGUUGUCUAAAUCCAUGUGUGGGUUUCAAAUUUUAUAAAGUUUAUUAAUUUAUAUCAAGGGUACUUGUCUAGGAUUUUCUUUGUCUAGUUUUAACUUGCUCACAUGAGCUCCAAACACUAGUACUUUUUUCAAGCCUCUGUGUGCAACUUUCUAUCGCCAUAUUUCUUUUUCUGUAGUCAUGACUGUGUCUUACCAAUCUACUGAAAAGAGUUUUCUCAGAUUUUGCAGGGAAUCAAACCUGAGAGUCUCUAAAUUGGACAACACUGAAGCACAAAGCAGGGAGCUACUUACUCAUCACAGCAACAGACACUUUACUGUCUAUUUGCCAGCAUUACAAUGCGUGACCACAAUUAAUUUCUCAAUGUGUCAAGAUAAAUGCUACAUGUGUAGCGUCCUUUAAAUUAACAUCUAUGCAUUUGGAUUAAAGAAUAGUUAAAAAGCUUUUUCUUUUGUGUGGAGAAUGGCCUUUUUAUACCCAAUAGUGUAAUGAGAAAUUAACUAAAACUGAAAUUUCCAUGCAGUUAUUUCCAUUGUGAUGACGUGACAGUUUGAGAGUUGUAUGUCUUAGGAGUGAUCCGGUGUCUGCCCUCUGGAUAAGCUUUGAACAGCUGUUUUCAUUAGCCACUUACUGUAAUACUCAAGACAAACUUAUUACAAAAAUACCUGGUGCUGUGGACUACACCUUUCUCCUGCAGGGAGCGCUGUCACACCAGCACAACAGCUACUGAUAUCAGCUAAUCCAACAAGCAGGGACACCUCACUUUUGCCUGCCAUUUUGUACAAAACGCCCCAUUUGUUGUCCUUUUUCUCAAGCUAUCAGUUCUGUAUAACCUAAUCAUGCUAAUAAUGGUCUUGUUUCCUUGAUUUUUCUACAGCUUCUUACAGCUCUACAGCAUAUUAAACAUUAACGGAAAAUGUUGGUUGUCUCGUGUAAACCAGCCGCCACCAUGUAAGAUGGAUGGUGCGAGUUCAUCACCUACAGUGGUGCCUUUUCUUUUUCUUUUUUUUUUUUAGAUUACUGUCUUUUGAUAAAAUAAAUGAAAUGGGACGUCGAAGGCUUGUUAUUUGUUAACAGCUGUUUGUAAAACAUUUUUAAAUGUCUUGAAUGAGGAAGCCUCCCAGCGCAUAUUGUUUUGUAGAGUUACAGGACACUUUCUCAUGGUGUAAAUACACUCCCUGUUCUCUUUCAUAUGUAUGCCUUUCUGAUCGAAUGAAUGACUUUUUUUUCUCUGAAAUUUACAAUGUCCUUUUUAGUGGUAUUUUGCAACGUCACAGUGGCUUGUUUCAGUGCUUCAUUCAAUGUAUAACCGGUAUCCUUUUGCAAUUAAAACAGUUGUAUUUCA